GCCUCGUGGCAGGGCGGCGGAGACUGAGGCGGCUGGCUGGGCUCUGCAGCCAGGUCCCGGGAAGCCGGGAGAGCUGACUGAUGAACUUGAGGCGGUCCCUGCUCGGCUUCACCUUUUGCACCUGUUACCUGGCUUCUCACCUCACCAACAAGUAUGUCCUGUCUGUCCUGAAAUUUACCUACCCUACAUUAUUCCAAGGGUGGCAGACACUCAUUGGCGGACUUUUGCUUCACAUGUCAUGGAAACUGGGCUGGGUGGAGAUCAACAGCAGUCUAAGAUCUGAUGUUUUGACGUGGCUUCCUGCUUCAGUGCUAUUUGUGGGCAUAAUCUAUGCGGGGUCCAAAGCUUUAUCUAGACUGGCAGUUCCUGUGUUUCUCAUUUUGCAUAAUGCAGCUGAAGUUCUCACCUGUGGGUUCCAGAAGUGCGUCUGGAAAGAGAAAACAUCGCUCUCAAAGAUCUGUAGUGCCCUCUUCCUCUUGGCUGCUGCAGUGUGCCUUCCCUUCCAGGACUCUCAGUUUGAUCCAGAUGGAUAUUUCUGGGCUCUAAUCCACUUCUUUUGUGUAGGUUCUUACAAAAUACUUAGGAGGUCCCGGAAGCCUACUGUGCUAAGUGACAUUGACCAGCAGUACUUAAACUACAUAUUCAGCAUGGUACUCCUGGCAUUUGCGUCUCACCCCACAGGUGACCUCUUCCGUGCCAUGGACUUUCCAUUCCUGUAUUUCUACAGCUUCUACGGCAGCUGCUGUGCCAGUGGAGUGUUGGGAUUCUUUCUCAUGCUCAGUACAGUAAAGCUGAGAAACAUUCUGGCCCCAGGGCAGUGUGCGGCCUGGAUCUUCUUUGCCAAGCGCUGCUGAUUACUCCGACACGCCUCCUCGGUGUGUUUUCGGUGGCCAGACUAUUUCUGCCUUUCCUCAGCUCCCAUGCCAUCGCCGGCGAGUCGCUGCUUCCCUGUGCCUGUGUUCACAGCUCCUCAUCCUCCUUCCCCACACACCACAAAGCUCAUCUGACCGUGGGCCUUCUCACUCAAGUAUUCUCCCUCUCCUUUUGGUUCUUACUCAACAUCUUUGUGUGUUCUGAAACGGUCCCAUGAAAAUAUGUGGCGAAAGAAAGUAAAGCUCUGCUACAAUGUAACUUUUAUGUUGAAAGAGUGUACUGGGAAAAAAAAUCUAAUUAUGGCUGUCUCCUAAUUAAAUCAUUUUUCUUGUUCACCGGCUAAGCUUCUGUGGUGAUGAGAACAAUUUUUCAUGGAAAAUUUAAGCCCAGAGGCAACAGCAUAAUUUCCUUUACCGUCUCUAACUGGGCUCUAACCCAGCAUGUCGAUGCCUUUCCGUGACAUCAACGGUGAGGUGUGGUGGGAACAUGGAGCGGCUUGUGAGGGGUGAGUCUUAGUGCUAAAGCAUGUGGAAACACCAACAAAGAAGCCAGUUACCCAGGAGUCAUUCGUUUAUGAACAAGAUUUUUUUCCUAGGGUCCCUAGGAGGGAAAUACUGUUCAGGAUUUGAGGGAAAAUAAGCACAUUCUGUUUUCUGUUGUCACAUUAAUUCAGAGAAGAGGGUUAAGUUCUGGGGGAUCUUGAAUAAGGUGAUGAUUCAUCUUGUCUCUGUGCCUUACGUCUCCCCCUCCUUCCCAGACCCGGAGAUGGUUUGUCUUGUCUCUAUGUGUUAUGUCCCCCGCCACACACAUACACACACACACAUACACACACACACACACACACACACACACACACACACACACACACGUGUGCAUUACAGUCUACCCCCUCCUCCUGAAACCUGGUUUCAGUACCGCCCAUCAUCACAGAGUUCUGCGUUGCAAAAAUAUGGUGGCAAUUCUGGGUUUCACAACUUUUGGCUGAAGGAAUUUGCUGCUCAUUUACUGUGGAGACACUUAAUUUCCAGUGUCCUGACUGCGGUUUUUCUGGAUGUGCCUCAUAUCCUUUAGAAUAACUAGAGUGUGAAACACGAAGGUCAGUUAUUUCUCAUUUGGGGUGUGGGGUGGGGGCGGGGUGGAUGCAGUGAUGUGAGCACCAAAUAAACAAGUUUCCAGGGAGCAGCGCUGAAAGAAGCUGAUUAACCACUCCUGAACACUGGUGGGAGUGGGGUUUGAGCCAGUCCUUCGUACAGUUUCCUCACCUUCCUCUCCCCAAAGGAGCAAAAUCACGUGACAUCUUACCCACACGGCGUUAGACUUCUUUCUCAGCACUCGAAGUUUAACAUCCGGGAGAUUUCCUCUUCUGUUCUUACCUGUGUCCAACUCUUGGGUCCAGACGGGGAGGUCAGGGCACUCUCUCCCACUCAAUAACCUCUUAAAAAUUUUAAAUAUCAUAUUUUGUAUGUGUAUAUGUGUAAAGGCACAUGCCAUGGCUCACUUGUAAAAGUUAGAGAAAAGCCCACCAGAGUCUUUUUUUUUUUUUUUUUUUUUUUUUGCUUUCUCCAUACUGGUCCCAGGGAUUGAACUCAGGUCCUCUGGUUGGUUGACAGUGUCUUUAUCCUCUGAGGCAUCUCACUGGCUGGCCCUCCAUGGAAGCCUUACCGCAUCCAUGUCUGCCUUGCUCUUCCAGAUUGCCAAGCGUUGGCUGCCCUUUGGCUGUGCUGUGAGCUGCACUUUCUUCUCUGCACCUUUAAAGUGUCAGCACUGGAGAGGGAAAGUGUGGACAGUAAUUCAGCUGCGUCUCACAGGUGCCCUGGGUUGGCUUUCUGUGCUUUGUUCUUCUGAGAUAGCAGUGCAUGCUAGAAGGUAGGUGCUGUGUGGUCUAUCCAGGAGCGUCCAUGAAGGCAUGGUCACACGUGUUCUAUCGCCUUACUCCUUUGCCUUGAGUGGUAGGGCUCAGUUGAGCAGCCCACAGCUGGUGGGCCAGCUCAGAUCUCCCUUCUGCUUAGUGAUUUGUUUUUGUUUUGUUUUGUUGAGGUGUGUGGUUUGCAUAAGAAUGGUCCCUGGAGGGGUUGGGGAUUUAGCUCAGCGGCAGAGCGCUUGCCUAGCCCUGGGUUCGGUCCCCAGCUCUGAAAAAGAAAAAGAAAAAAGAAAAAAGAAUGGUCCCUGGAGGCUCAAACUUUUGACUGCUUCAUCCUUAGGAGCUGUGCUAGUAGCAGGGGUUAGGAGACGUGGCCUUAUUGGAAUAGCUGUGGCCUUUUGAGGGAAGUGUGUCACUGGGUUGGGGGGUUACAAAUGCUCAAGCCAGGCCCAGUGCAGCUCUCUCUGCCUGUGGAUCUAGAUGUUGAACUCUCAACUAUGUCUGCCUGCACACCGCCAUGCUUCCCUCCAUGAUGAACCUGUAAGCCAGCCCCAGUUAAAUGCUUUCUUCCUUUGUAAGAGUUGCCGUGGCUGAGUGUCUCUUCACUGUCACAGACUAACACUAAGACACAGUGCUCAGUAUACAGCUGAGGCCGACCCAGAACUUACACAGCUCUUCAUUCUUAAGAGUCUUUCCUUUGUCCUGGGUGAGAUGUCCUGUCAGCAAGUUCAUUCAGCACACGUGUAGAGUGGUGUCUUAGUGUUCAACUCUUAUGAAAGAAUUUAAUGGGGGGUGGGGGUGGGUCGCUUACAGUGUAAGAGCCUUAGCCCAUUAUCAACCUGGUGGGGAGCAUGGUGGCACACGGGCAGACAUGGUGUUGAAGAAAUAGCUGAGAGUUCCAUGUCAGAAGGCAGAGAGAGACACUGGGUCUGGCUUGGGCUUUUGAAACCUCAACGCUCACUGGAAGUGACACACUUCCUCCCACAAGGUCACAGCGCCCAAUUCUUCUCAAGUAGUGCCACCCCCUGAUGAAUAAGUGUUCAAAUAUCUGAGUCUGUGGGAGCCAUUCUUACUCAAACCACCAUGAGUGGCCUCUCCUAUUUAAGACCUGUGUUAACAAACCGCAGCAACAAAGGGGCACCGGAUUUCUGUGUGUAUCGGUUUGCUCAUCUGCAAAGUAGAAAUAAUGGUAUGCACUUCAGGGAAGUGUUGCAAGACCAGCAAGCUGUUUUGUUACUUGGAGAGGACGAGUUUCCCUCACAGGGUUGUAAGGUUUGAGGUGCUGGCUUGCAUUUUGGAUUGAGUUGUGCUCUGGAACCCUUAGGUCUGUAGGGAGCUGUCAACUUGUUCUCUCACUGUUCUACCAUUCAAAGAGUUUUAAAGCUAUCACAAAUGACCAAGUAAGUAAAAUUACGAGCCAUAUUAUGCAGUUUUAAAAUACAUUACAUUUUCUCCAGAUAACUCAGGGACCCCAAUUUAUUGCCUUAGCUAACUUUAAGAAGUAUUUUCUUGGUGGGUUUGUUUACUUGUUUAAAGAGUAAGAACCUGCAUCUCUUAAAGACAGUUGGACAGGUCUCCAGUGGGAACUCAUAGCUUUCAUGUCUGUUAAGUUGGUGAUGAGCUGAGACAAAUGAAUUCACGGCCACAGGCUGUGGUGGAAAAGACCUGCAGUUUCCAAGUGCUGGAUGGGCUGCAGGGAACACUGAUACCAAACAGUGUUACCCUUGUAGCCUAGCUGUCACACUUCUGGGUGUUGCUAAACUCCACCCCCACAGCUACCUGGGAACAGCCCAAUGUGCUCCGCCCCACAGUUGCCUGGCAACAGACAGCUGUGCCUGACUAUAAAGGGGACUACGUGCCCCCUCCUCUCCCUCAUAUUUCUCUCUUGCUUUCUCUUUGUUCUCUUCUCUUCCCUGCUCUCCCCCUCUUCACUGUCCCUUCUCUCUAUCCCUUCCCCCUUCCCUCCACGUCCUCUCCUCUCCUCUUCUUCUCUCAUUAAACUUCUCCACGUGGAACCAUGUUGGCCUGAUGUGCUUUGUCCGGGCACUGACUGAGAUUUAAACCCUAACACUGGGUGUAUUCCCAGGAGAAAGGAAGACCAGGGCUCACACUGUCUGUGGGGCGGAAGUGGCAGCGACUUGAUUGAAAGGACUCUGGACUCCUUGAACUGUGCCCUUAGCAGGUGAACUUCAUGACAGGGUAUUAUACAUUUUUAAAAAGCUGCUUUGAAAAUAGUUUGAAGUUAGCGUAUAAAGUAUUCAAUUUCAUUAUGACAUUUUCAGAGGUAAUUUUUGCUGACUCCUGCCUCUCUUUCCCUCCCUAUCUUCCCGCCAUGCCCUCCCACACCCGUGUAGCCUGCUUCCCCUUCUCACAUCACAUCUUCUGCUACCCUGAUCCUUACCACCUGAUCCCUCUGCCUCUUGCUGUGAUGCUGCCUUUUUACUAUGGCAGUCUGGGUGUCACUUGGGGAAAGGAAGAUGUUUAGACCAGAGCCUUGCUGUUCUGGUUGUCAGCCACUGUCUCCUGAGCUCAGUUCUCUUAUGAAGAGAUAAGCCCAGACUCCCCAUAGCAAGGCAAAAGGAGAGGACCUGGGACUGUAUGAGGGGCUGAGGUGGGUUAAAAAAAAAAAAAAACAGCCUGCCUGCCAUUCCCUCAGGCUAAAUGUUUCAAGUAAGCAAACACAGUGUUCCAGAGCUCUGCCUCUCCCUGGGUACACCUGCUAGGGCUGGACUGGGCCUCCCAGGCGAUGGCCUCAGGCAUCAGGUUGAUGUUUCAGGUGGCUUUCCUCUGACUUUGGAGUUAGGAUUGGACACUUUUUAAAGCAAGCUUUUCAAGUUGACAGCUCUGUGGGUCCUAGCUUGCAAGGCUGUAGACGCACAUCUUUGUGUGUUGUGGGUAGCGAGGAGAGGUGGCCUGCCAGCUUUUGUGAGAGAGAACGGGGAGGGAGCAGACUCCCUGAGGGUAUGGAGUAUGGCCAACCAAGGACUGCCUGUGGCUGCUCACAUGCCUCUUUUUCUGUGUCACUAGAAGGCCCACAUAUGCCUCCCCUCCACACAUGGAGACAUCCCUGCCGAGGUCUUGUGUUAUGUUUCUUAGUCAUCAAUACUGAUCACUACUUUUCCUCUGUAUCUGGCUGUCUUUUUAAGCUUCUUAGAUGAUUCUCACCGGAAGCUAGUAGAGGUGGGGGCCUCCAUUGGUAAAGUGCUUGUCCCCCGGCAGUGAAGACCUGUAUUUUGAUUACCUCCAGAAGAUGUGCACGCGUUCAGGGUUCAAAGAAUGCAGGCAUACAACCACGGAUGGGCAUCCGUGUAAAACACAGAACCCAUGUAAAAUAAUUAAGUUGCAGUGUAGGGUGCCUCUGAUCUUAAGGUUGGGGAGCAGAGACAGGAGGAUCCCUCGGGCUUACUGGGUAGGCUGUCUGGGUCAAAAAUAGAGAUUGAUUCGGGAAGAUGCCGAGGGAUGAUUUCCGGUCGUACAUACAGGAACACAACCAUGUAACAAGUCACAGGCCGGCUGCCUCUCCAAGCAUACAGUAUGUUUCUCUGGGAUUUUUAAAAUACCUUACUAGGAGACAGGGCUUUCUAGUGAUUGUCCCCAUUCCCUUCAGUUUCCCUUGGUGGUAAUGGCAGCUGCUAACUGCCCCACACCCAGCAUUUCCAUUAACACCCAGUGGCUUAGCAUUUCCUAAGCUUACCAAGUGCUGUUCCUUCUACAGAAAAUCCCCUUCUCAGCUUUCCAUGCCUAGUAGCCGUCCUUCAGACUUCACACAGACCCCUCCCUGUGAGAGGCUCGUUCUGUGACACUCAGUACUGUACCCGUAUCUUGACCUCCACCAAGUGAUGUUGAAUCGGCUUCCUCAUGUAUGUCCACUGUUGACUACUCAGCGUGGGCUUCUGCAGCAAGUCUGGCCUUCCUCAUUACCUCUCUAGGCCCUCGUAUGAUUUCCACAAGAGCAGUUUAGCUUCACCUCAGCAAAAACUCAAAGCGUUUGCCAUUUCCAAUCCAGUGAGUGAAGACUUUGAAACAUUUCUUCUUUAUUUUUAAACUUACAUUUUAAAAUACUUUCCAGCAGAAUAAAGAAGGGUGUCUUGGUCAGUCACAAUAAAAUGCCGUAGAGUGAAUGACUUCCAACCUCUGUCUCUGUUUCUCUGUCUGUCUGUCUGUGUCUGUCUGUCUGUCUGUCUGUGUCUGUCUGUCUGUCUGUCUGUGUGCACAGGUACGUGUGUCCAUGUGAGGGUGGAGGUCAAAGGAGGCUUUGAGUGGCAGGCUUUAGGAGCCUCUCACCAUUUGUUUGACACAGGGUCCUCAUUGGCUGGCUAGGGAGCGAGCUCCAGGAGUCUCCCUGCUUCUGCCUCCCAUGUUGACAUCACGGGGGUAAGAAGUAUGCUUGAGUUCUGAGGGUCAGGCUGAGGUCCUCAUGCCUCCAAAACAAGCUCUUUAACAACCGACCCGUCUUCCUAGGAAUUAUUUCCUGACAAUGCUUAAAGCUAGGAUUCCAAGCUUUGGGGAUCAGCAGGGUGGUUUCUGCAGGGACCUGAGGCUGAGGCUGGCUGUCUCAUCCUGGAUGUUCCUGGGACUUCACCUUUGGUGUCUAUGGAGCUGGUGGGGAACAGCAACCUAGAUGGAGGGAGAACCUGGGGGCACAUGCUUUGGUAAUUAUUUAGCUGUUUUAUGUUUGGUUUGGCACUGAGAUGAGCCUAGAGCCUCAUACACAUUAGGCACACACUGCCACUGAGCCACACCCUCAGUCCUGCGUUCUUUAUAUGAGUGCUGGUGCUACCAUAGCGGCCCCACCUCCAAAGCUCUCAUCCGAGCUUAGGACUUUGGUAUAGGACAUCAUUCAGUCUGUCGUGUAGGGGCCAUAGGUGUCUGUUUACAGUUUACAGAGACCUGGAGUUGAGUGGCGAGAAAGGUAAAGCCUUUGUCAGUUCCUCAGAUGGAAAUCUGCUGGCGACUGAGGCCUGUCGGAUGCUUAGUGCGCUAAGGAGUUCUUGUGUGACAUUUAGAACUGUACGCCGUCAUGCGGAGGCUCACUCCACCCCAGUGAUGCUGACUCCGGAAUUGCUGGCUAAAGCAAGGAGGUGGGUCAAGAGCAGCAAAGGUCUCACUGAUCAGACACCAGAUCUCCGACUUUUGAACACUGACAGGAAGCUGGUCUCUGGUGCCAACACAUAUCUUGGCAUGUCUGUUAUUCCCCUCUAAUAUGGUGAAGCAUAACAAGGAAGAUGAAUUGAAGGCACUGCAUCAGGAGAUGAAACGGUUGUCAUGGCCUUGGGGAUGCAUGUUGGAUUUUUAUUAGGACUCCUUUGAGUGCAAGUUUAUCCCAUUUCUAAAAGCUGUCUUGAGGGAUUAGAUCUACCCUCUGUUUGGAUCAAAAGUUAAGAAAUGAGGACACGUUGGCCACAGGCCCUUUAUCUGCAGCAGCAGCAGCAGGGCACGACUCUGGGACUUGAGAACUGCUGGGACCUUUGAUCCACAGGACAGAGGGCUAAAAGAGUAACUGGCAGGAAUCCAUCAUUCUGUGAGUAGCUGACAGCAGAACAGCCCAGUCCCUGAAUCAAGGGUAACCAUGAGAAUGCAAAGGGCCAGGCUGAGGAAACGGCCCGGCACUCAGCCUGGCACAGGCAGGCUGCUGCUGAAUGCAGUUCCAGGCUCUCCUCUCCUGUUUUGACUCAUCAUAGGAUGGGCCAAUGCAGACAAACACCCAGAAGGUUCAAUAGAACAUCAGUUCAGUAUAUUAUCAGUUCACGAUAUUACCAUGGCCGUGAGAGAAGUGUUGGAAUCCUCCACAAGGAAGAGAUAGCAAUGUCUAAUCUGUCCAGGAGGUUUACAAGUCUAGGAGAGGGCAUGGUCGAUGGAGAGUUCAGGGUUUUAGGGCUGGGGUGUAAGUGGUAAAGUGCUUGCCUGCUAUGGACAGGGCCUGCAUUUGAGGACAAGUGCUAAGGUGGGAACAAGAAAAAGGACAGAAAGAGGGUGAGGGAAGAGAGAGAGAGGAGAGAAGAUGGAAGGGAGAAGAGGAGGAAGACUUGUUCUUGUUAAAGGUUUUGGUGCCUGAGUGCCUCUUCCCCCUGCUUGCUUGUUGGAUCACAGACCAAGAGAAGGCCCAGGAGCAGUGGGCUGGCGGGAAACAAGUAGAGUUGGAGGAAGGCAUUCAAGCCUGGCUGUUAGACAUUAGGCCUCUGUUUCCUGCAGGAGACAAGGCUUCUUGUCCAUCCUCCUCCCCAACCCCAACACUUGGAGGCAGAGAAUCAAGAGAUUUUAUUGUAUGGAUUCCAGAGAAGAAAGAGACCAAGUGUCCUGCCUUUAAAUCUCAGGAUCCCACUAACAAGUAUAAUGAGCUCAAUAGAUGUUCAGUCAGGGAGCACCUCUUCCCUCUGUGGGAACUUGGAAGACAAUGAAAGGAUGUCUGUGACAGCGGCAGAGCUUCCUGCCCCAGAGGCUGGAGUAGGAGAAAAGAGACCAAGCCACUGACAGUCACCACAGCCACACAACUCAAGUAGAAACUGUGCCCUGGAGAACUGUGGGACCGUGAAAGGCACUCUGGUUCCCUGUUGAGGAGGUUUGAAACCCUGAUGACCCUGAAGGAACGGUAGGCAUUUUGCCUGACUUCCAGGAAACCAAGCUGGUCACUAGCCCACAGCCCUCCAUAGAUCUGUGGCCAUCAGUCAUGUAAGGGCAUCGCCCCAAGCCCCUUGUAGGUAGAGGUCAUCAGGUCAGGUCACGUAGGCUCAAGACAGAUCUCCAUAAUGAGGUACCUAAAGGCCUGGAGGCUUAGCCAAUACCUUUCCUUCUCAGACACUCCUCCCUGCAAAAGGUAUUUAAUCUCAGGCCCCUGCAGAGAAGUAGGGUAUAGUUUUACUCAUGACAAUAAACGCCUUAAAACCCGGGACUGUCUCUUUUCAUUGGGAUCCACUAUAGGGAGCCACAGAGAAGGCCUUUGCCUGCAGAGCUGCCAUCAAAUCUCCUGAAGAAGGCCUCCCUAUACUCCCAGUGUCACCCACCACCAAGCCGCAGCCUGGCCCACCACCACUGUCCAGAUUUUCCCCCCGCAGGAUCAGUUGAAUCGUCUCCCCCUUUCCCCCCCUCAGCCCUGGGCUAGACCCAGCCCCAUGGGCCCCCACUCCAUUCUUAGCUCUUUCAAGGCAUUCUAGUGGCUCCUGGAUGCCCAAGAGCCUGAGAACCAGAUGGCCCCGGCCUCCUUGCAGGCCUGUGGACCCCUGAGCCAGCUCCAGCAGUCUCCUGCGGCUUCCCACAGCCUGACACCCGCCCAGCAUGGGAUAAGCGUGGUCAAACUUCCCCAAGCGGCCGAGCCCUGUGUCGGAGUGGACAUGGGACCCCAUUAACUCUACAAUGGGCACCAGUCAUAAAUCUACAGAAGAAUGUCUCAGAAAAUGGAGAUCUGUCUUGAACCUACAUGUCCUGUGAUCACGUCCUCUACCUGCAAAGGGGCUUGGGGCAUUGCUCUUACAAGACUGAGGGUCACAGAUCUAUGGAGGGCUAGUGACCAGCCUGGUUUCCUGCGAGUCAGGCAAAAUGCCUACUGUCCUUUUCAGGGUCAACAGGGUUUCAAACCUCCUCAACCGGGAACCAGGGUGCCUUUCGCAGUCCCACAGAGAACGUUCUUUUGCUCCAAGCUGCUGAACCUAAAACACUGGACUAUGAUUUAGAAAAUUAGAAAGUUAAUUAACAUUGUGAUGAUGAGUUAGUAAGAUGAUUGCUGAUGGGAGAGAGAUGUUUGGAGGAGUUCCCACAAGGCUUUUCCACAUUGCCUGCCUCAGCAUGGCAUCCAAUAGCUGCAGGGAAGCAGUGGUUGGCCAAGCCCAUGUUGAAUGCCAGUAGCCUUUAGAUCAUAUCACUGACUCUUUUCUCUUUUAUAUAAUAAAGGGGAACCUUUCAUUUCAGACUAGAGUUUUGUACCUUAUAACAGGCUAACAUUUCAACAGAAACAACCAGGAAGAAAAGAAGUUACAUGUGUCAUAUUUUUAAGGCAGUUGGAGAGCUAUAAAAGCAAUAAGAAUUGGCUGAAAUACAUUUCCAGAGAGGGAAGAACCCUCCUCAGGUAUUCUGAGAAGCAUAGAAUUUUUGGUAGGGAUGAGUAAGGAGGAAAGGUUUGUACUGUUUCUAGAUCUGAGCUAAAUAUUUGGUUUGGUCCCAGAGUACAUACUCUUCAGGGAAGGAAAAAUUAGUAGACAAUGAAUCUAUUGUAGGGUUGGAAACUGGAGGAGCCAAGAAGGCGAUUCUGGUUUUCUUAUGCGAUGCUUGCUAAAUUCUGAGGCAGCAUGCAGGCUGCGGUGUAGCCUAGAGAGAAAAAGAAUAGUUUUGGAGAACAGAAUCCUUCUAGGGGUACCUAUAAUAAAUGUUCAAUAAGUUUAGAUAGAUGUCUGAGUUUGGAUGGGGUGGGAUGGGAGACUUAAAGUUCAGAGCCUCCAGAAGCCAGACCUUUCAUGAAUAAGGAGGUACAAACCCACUGAGCUCCCACGUAUGGAGUGCCUAGGUAGACCAGAGGGAACCAACUCACCAGAGCUGCAUCCCUGAGAACCCCACGCUGCCACCCCCACCCACGUCCCUGUAGGAGGAAAUUCUUCCUGGUACAAGGUAUUGCCUUGAGGUCCUGUAGUUAUUUUUUUAAUUUUUUUUAAAGAUUUAUUUAUUUUUAUUUAUGAGUACACUGCAGCUGUCUUCAGACACACCAGAAGAGGGCAUCGGAUCCCAUUACAGAUGGUUGUGAGCCACCAUGUGGUUGCUGGGAAUUGAACUCGGGACCUCUGGAAGAGCAGUCGGUGCUCUUAACCACUGAGCCAUCUCUCCAGCCCAGAGGUCCUGUAGUUAUUUUACAAAGAACAUUCACACACCAAGAUGACAGGGGUUGUGGUGGUGGGGUAGCGAAUAGGUAAGAAUCUGUCAAUGACAGGGACAGAGCCACAGGGAGCCGCAUACUGGAAUAGCAAUAUUGGGCACAGCCUUAGACACUGGCCUAGCACAUGAAUCUCUAGUUUCAACAUCCAGCACCACAAAGAGGAGAAAA
Rattus norvegicus (Norway rat) is the source of this 11759-nucleotide messenger RNA. The record is from RefSeq and is a predicted model, not a curated record. Lineage: Eukaryota; Metazoa; Chordata; Mammalia; Rodentia; Muridae.